CCAGGACGUGAUAAAGGAUCACUGCAACCACUGUCAUGGAAGCAAACAAGUUCCUUUGAAGACAACGACAUUGAAGUGAGCUCAAAGACAAAUAAUUAUGCCGCACAAAAACUGCCACAACAGCGACAAAGUUCUUUGAAUUACACUGCUAGCUCAAAAAGAAAGAAUUCUGAUGGUGAGUCUAAGUCUACACGAGUCUAUAUGAAAAAUGGAAGACCUGUAGAAACGGUUGCUUCCCCGCAGUUCACCUCAACCGACCAAUCGUCGGCUGUCAGUAUUACAGACACAAAAGAUAAAAGUUGUUUGGAUGACAAUGGGGCUACUUUUCUUUCUCCUGUUGAAGUUGAAAUCAAUGCAGAUAUAUCCGUGAAAGGUAAAGAUGAAAGUGCUACAUUUGCCGUUCCUCCAUACACAGUCUCUUCAAAUGAUGUGCAAGAUAUUAAAAAUAAUGAUUUGGUGGAAAGUCCAUCAGACAAUGUACCAAUAGAAAUGCAUGAAGAAUGGUUUGCACAACAUUCAAGUCUCGAAACGUGCCAACAGGGUAGUCGACACGAAAUAAAUGCAGGAAUAUCCGAGAGAAACUCUGUUGGGUAUAAUUCAGUACAGGCAGGCAAAUUGGAGAAAGAAGAUCAGUUAAAAAGCAAUACCGUCUUUGGAGAUAAUUCUACAGAUGUUGUCAAUGAGAAUAUCACUACUCAUGAUACUUCAGAAAUCUCACUGAGUGAAGAAACGGAGAGCGUAUUUGAUUCAACUUCGGUUUCAUCUAAAAUGAGCAAUACAACAGAGGGCAGCAAACACACCAAAUAUCCAUUUGUAGUAGUUCUUUCCAACCUUCCACCUUCCAUGAAGCGCCAAGACAUUGUUGCUUUAUUUGAAGAAAAAAAAUACGCUGGCUUUGUGAAGGUUCCUAGGACUAGACAGAAAGGCAAGGCUAUUGUUGUGUUUUCAAAUGCAGAACAAGCUUCAAAUUGUGCUAAGCAAAUGAAAGGCAACUGUAUCCUUGGGACAAAAAUCCUUGCCCACGCGAAAAUAUCAGUUAAAGAUAAUUCAAACCGUGACAAACAAUUGCCAAAGAACGAAGAAGUACCUGGUGCUAAUGAAAAGGUUAGCGGCUGGCUUGAAAAUAAAUACGACGAACAUUUGGACGGAAAAAGCGAGGAAUUUAACGGUGGAGCUAUUCAAGGAGGAUAUGUUGUCGUCGUAAAGAAAUUACCAAACUCUGUUUCCAGCGAACAACUUUAUGAUAUCUUUAGUAAGAAGUGCCUGGGGAUAAGAGAGACCAGACUCACACAACCAGGCUGUGGUGAGGUUGUGUUUGACAGUAAAGAGAAUGUGGAAAAUUGCUUAAGAAGAAAGCAUACAGUUAAUGAAAAGACGCUAACUGUAUCUUGUGAGGAAGAUAUGCCUUCAAAUGUCUAUUGUCACGAGCAGGAGAGUAAAGAAAAAAUGGGAAAGCAGAAGCCGUCAAGGAAAGAAAAACGAAGAAGACGACAAGAGCAACAACAGCAGGAGCAAGAACAACAACAGCGGCAACAACAAGAGCAGCAGCAACAACAACAACAACAACAACAACAACAACAACAACAACAACAACAACAACAACAACAACAACAACAACAACAACAACAACAGCAACAACAACAACAACAACAACAACAACAACAACAACUAAAAUCGCCGCACCAGCAACAGCAACAAAAACAAGACCAACUACUGUCGUUACAACAGGAACAAGGGAAAAAUGAGAAAAAUAGUGAACAGAAACAACAACUUCGACGUUUGGUGCAAAGCCAAAUAGAGGUACAAAAAGGCCUACAACAAAAGCAGCAGCAACAACGACAACAACAACGACAACAACAAAAACAACCGCAAAAACAACCGCAACAACAACAGCAACAGCAACAGCAACAGCAACAGCAACAGCAACAGAAGCUAACUAAGACGCCAAACAAUCACGUAGUCCAGCUUCGUGGAUUCCCCCUGGAUGCCGGUGAACAGGAAAUUCGAAAGUUCAUUAAAGACCAAUUGGAGGGUGUGGAAAUAUUGAAUCUUGUUAAAACAGAAGAUAAAUGCUUCAGUCUAAAGCUAAAAUCAGAAGACGAUUGCCAAAAAGUAUGCGACACUUUGCGAGGAUCAUCUUUUAAUAGUGCAGAAAUAACACCAAUUUGCAAAGGAAGAAAUAAAACCAGCCAGGACAAACCAUAUGUUGUCGUGGAAAACUUACAUCAAAAUGUCAGCAAGAAAGACAUAAAUAGCUAUUUCGUGAACUGUCAAGGCAUUGUUGAUAUUAAUAUAACACAAGAAAGUAAAAUAACGUAUGCACGCGUGUAUUUCGAGUCCGUAGAUCCAGCUGGCGAAGCAGUAGUGCGAAUGAAGGGAUUUCUUGUUGGACGUAAAAAGCUUAAAGUAACAGCAGGUGUUGGAAUAUCAGAAGAAUUAGCAUGGAUAAAAUUAGAACGCCAGCUUCAGGAGUAUUUGGAGCUUGUGCAGAAGCAGAAAAAAAUUCUUCUCACUAAAAAUGACGAAAAACUAAAAGUCCUUGAAAAUAGCAUCCCUGAUUCACGACCGCAGCGAAAACUGAUUUCUCUUGAAGAAUUUAAUCGUCUUCAAGAAACAAGGAAAACAUACGAAGGGAAAAAGCAAGAGCUUAUUGAGCAACGAAACGAGUUUGAAAAGAAAUUCCAACAACUUUUAGAAAGCUUUAAUCAGCAAAUUGAAGAUCACCGAAGUGUUAACAACAAAAAAGGAAUCGAAGAUAUUUUGAAAAUUCACAAACAUAUAACUGACAGGGAAUUUAGAAAGUUUAAGGCAAGUUUACCGAUUUAUGCGAAGCGUACGGAAAUCUUGGAAACUGUUGGUGGUAGUCAGAUUGUGGUUCUUGUUGGGGAAACGGGUUCUGGGAAAAGUACACAAUUGGCGCAAUAUCUAGCGGAGGAAACGUGGAGUCAAGGUAAAAAGAUUGUUGUAACCCAACCUCGAAAGAUUGCAGCAAUAAGUUUAGCAAAGCGCGUUUCUGAAGAGUAUGGAUGCAAGGUUGGCCAAGAAGUAGGAUAUCAUGUUGGUUUAGAUAAGACGAUUAAUGGAAAGACAAUUAUCAAAUUUGUUACUGACCGUAUUUUAUUGAACGAAGUUCUGAAAGGUGGCGAGAUGAUGCAACAAUAUUCGUGUAUUGUUAUCGACGAAGCGCAUGAAAGAUCUAUUCACACAGAUUUACUUGUGGCCAUGUUGAAGCGACAGCUCACUUCGUUUCCUCAUCUUAAGCUCAUCGUAACGUCGGCUACGUUGAAUACCGAGGUGUUCCGAAGAUAUUUCGACAAUUGUCCCUUGGUGACAGUGCCAGGUAGGACAUUUCCCGUAGAGCGUGUUUAUGCAAGGGAAAGACCUGAAGAUUAUGUUGAUGGUGUGUAUGAGAAGGUGAUGGAGGUUUGUGAAAGCGGAGAACAGGGAGAUAUUCUCGUGUUUUUGACGCAGCAGAAUGAAAUUGAGAAGACAUGUGAUAAGUUAGAGAAGAAACUAGGAAAGAGAAGUAUCAUCCUUCCACUUCAUGGAAAAUUGCAAUCAGAUGAGCAACAGAAGGUACUUCAAUACUUUUGUAUAUUAUAUUAA
Paramuricea clavata is the source of this 3606-nucleotide messenger RNA. The record is from the annotation of a GenBank genome assembly. Lineage: Eukaryota; Metazoa; Cnidaria; Anthozoa; Malacalcyonacea; Plexauridae.